AUGUCCACCCCUUCAGAAACUCAUAAAAGGAAAACCCCCACCGGCAAGCUAUACGCCAUUGCUGAUAUUCACGUGGCCUUUGCCUACAAUCAAGAAGCCUGGGCUGGCUUGUCGCCGCAUCCCGGCGAUGGCCUCAUCCUAUGUGGAGACAUUGGAGAGACAGUUGAGCAUUUGCGCCUGGCCUUUUCGACAGCCACAAGAUGCUUUGACACUGUAUGGUGGUGUCCUGGUAACCACGAGCUGUACACGCUUCCGACGGGAUCUAGUGCCGAUUUCCGGGGAGAGGAGAAGUAUCAACAAUGCGUUGAGGUAGCUCGAUCCUAUGAUGUUCUUACGCCUGAGGACGAUUUUGUAGUGUGGGGAGGACAGGGCGGCCCAACUGUGAUCGCGCCGAUUUUUACGCUGUACGAUUAUACGUUUAAGCCGGACGACGUGGCUGUAGAAAAUGCUGUUGCGUGGGCAAAAGAGCAGAAUAUCGAGGCCACGGAUGAGUUUUUGCUUCACCCAGACCCCUAUUCUAGUCGCCAAGAGUGGUGCAGUGAACUUGUUAAAAAGUUCGAAGCAAAGUUAGAAGCAGCACAAGCACAGUUUCCAUCUCUUCCUUUUGUUAUCGCAAACCACUGGCCAUUGCGAAAAGACCUCGCCACUCUAAAAUUCAUUCCACGGUUUGUUAUAUGGUGCGGCACCGCUUUGACUGAGGAUUGGCAUCGAAGAUUCAAUGCAAGGGCCGUCAUUAGCGGCCAUCUUCAUAUUCGAAGAACGGAUUGGAAGGAUGGCUGUCGGUUCGAAGAGGUCAGCCUUGGCUAUCCACGACAGUGGAAGCAUUGUGCUGAAAUGGGCCUGGAGGUCAAUGAUCUUCUAAGAGAGGUGUUGCCGGGGCCAGAACCUCCCGAAAACGGAGAGGCACCAGUCCAAUGGAGAAGAUAUGGGUAA
Talaromyces rugulosus is the source of this 933-nucleotide messenger RNA. RefSeq lists its product as uncharacterized. Gene Ontology annotation, molecular function: hydrolase activity. The record is from RefSeq and is a predicted model, not a curated record. Lineage: Eukaryota; Fungi; Ascomycota; Eurotiomycetes; Eurotiales; Trichocomaceae. The coding region runs from base 1 to 933 and encodes 310 amino acids. The transcript is spliced from 2 exons.